Orycteropus afer afer is the source of this 782-nucleotide messenger RNA. RefSeq names its product clarin 1 (gene CLRN1). NCBI's taxonomy places the organism in Eukaryota, Metazoa, Chordata, Mammalia, Tubulidentata, Orycteropodidae. Gene Ontology annotation, biological process: equilibrioception; sensory perception of sound. The record is from RefSeq and is a predicted model, not a curated record.
UCUUGUUUCUGAACCUGCUCUUCACAAACGCCGUUUCCCAUCAUGCCAAGUCUACAGAAGAAAGUCAUUUUUUGCAUGGCCGGGGUGUUAAGCUUUGCUUGUGCCCUCGGAGUUGUGACAGCUUUGGGGACACCAUUAUGGAUCAAAGCCACCGUCCUUUGCAAAACGGGGGCUCUGCUUGUCAAUGCCUCGGGGCAGGAGCUGGACAAGUUCAUGGGCGAGAUGCAGUACGGGCUUUUCCACGGAGAGGGCGUGAGGCAGUGCGGGUUAGGAGCGAGGCCUUUUCAGUUCUCCUUUUUCCCAGAUUUGCUCAAAGCAAUCCCAGCGAGCAUCCACAUCAAUGUCAUUCUCUUCUCUACGAUUCUUAUUCUUUUAACCAUGGUGGGGACAGCCUUCUUCAUGUACAAUGCUUUUGGCAAGCCCUUUGAAACUCUGCAUGGUCCACUAGGAUUAUAUCUCUUGAGCUUCAUUUCAGGCUCCUGUGGUUGUCUUGUCAUGAUAUUGUUUGCCUCUGAAGUGAAAAUCCACCACCUUUCAGAAAAGAUUGCAAAUUAUAAAGAAGGAACUUAUGCUUACAAAACGCAGAGUGAAAAAUAUACCACUUCGUUCUGGGUCAUUUUCAUUUGCUUUUUUGUUCAUUUUCUGAACGGACUCCUAAUACGACUUGCUGGAUUUCAGUUCCCUUUUGCAAAAUCUAAAGACACAGAGACAACUAAUGUAGCUGCAGACCUAAUGUACUGAAAAGUAAUUUUCCGAGUAAGGGAGUAGACUUGCUUUGGUCA